AUGACAUCAGUGCAGAGGAAUGAGUUCGGUUCAAACGAAGACAGUGUAGAAGAGGAACCCGAGCAGCUUGAUUAUGAAAAGCAGAGAUGGAAUCGUUCAAUGCACAGGUAUGAUUCCCUCAUGCACCCUGCCAACACCACUAACUUCCAUACAAAUUCCUUCUCCAGGACCAACGACGAGCCGGCUCUGUGGGAUGUGCGAGACUCACAUCUUGGGUUGUGGCAAAUUAUCCGGAAUCUAUCGAAGAGACUACAGCAGUGUGACUGA
Molecule: messenger RNA, 267 nt
Organism: Parastagonospora nodorum SN15
Lineage: Eukaryota; Fungi; Ascomycota; Dothideomycetes; Pleosporales; Phaeosphaeriaceae
Exons: 2
Coding region: 1-267 (88 amino acids)
Source: RefSeq, a predicted model, not a curated record